Messenger RNA from Sphaeroforma arctica JP610, 597 nucleotides. RefSeq lists its product as hypothetical. NCBI's taxonomy places the organism in Eukaryota, Ichthyosporea, Ichthyophonida. The transcript is spliced from 5 exons. The record is from RefSeq and is a predicted model, not a curated record. Gene Ontology annotation, molecular function: pyruvate dehydrogenase (acetyl-transferring) kinase activity. The coding region runs from base 1 to 597 and encodes 198 amino acids. Gene Ontology annotation, cellular component: mitochondrion. Gene Ontology annotation, biological process: regulation of glucose metabolic process; protein phosphorylation.
AUGAUCAAAGAAAUCGACGACAUCCCGGCGCCCCUACUCAGCAGUACACCCGUCCAAAUGGUCCGAGGCUGGUACGUCGAAUCGUUCCAAGAUAUUCUGUCGCUGGAGUCCGUGGCGCAAAUAGAUGAGAACAGAGCCGAGGAGUAUGUCGAGAAGUUCACCCAGACUAUAUCGAUGAUACUGAAGCGACACGCGCCCGUGGUCGUGUCGAUCGCACAAGGAAUCUUAGAACUGAAGAGAACCCACGGGGAGCACUUUAUGGGCAGACCCAUUCAAUACUUUCUGGAUCGCAUUUACAUGAGUCGUAUAGGCAUACGCAUGCUCAUAGGCCAGCACUGUGAGUUGUUCGGCAACAAGAGCUCGCCCAAAACCAUGGUAGGCGUGAUCGAUGAGAGGUGCGAUGUACCAGCUGUCAUCAUGGACGCCAUUGACAACGCGAGGUUUCUGUGCGAGCAAUACUACUUUGCUUCGCCCGAUGUAUCGGUAGUGAUGCCGCAUCAAACCGAGGAGGCCUUCCGAUUCCCUUACAUCCCCUCGCAUCUGUAUCAUAUGAUCUUUGAAUUACUCAAGGUAGGGCUAGACGUCUUAUGUGCUUGA